This is a messenger RNA of Pieris macdunnoughi, 1938 nucleotides long. The record is from the annotation of a GenBank genome assembly. Lineage: Eukaryota; Metazoa; Arthropoda; Insecta; Lepidoptera; Pieridae.
AUGAGCAGCAGCACAACAUCAGAUAAAACCAUAAACACCAGCACAGACUCUGCAGCCACAGCCCUCACCUCCAUCACCGGGACCGAUGACUCCAUGGACGCAGAAGCCGACCCCCCAGAACUCCAAAACCUUAUAGACGACACCCCUCCACCCAAUCCCCAAGGAAACCCUCCCUCUACAGCACCCCCACAUUACCACAGGGGGCAGGACAGCGGAGAAUUCGACCCCCCAUCCUACGCUAUUCCCCAGUCAGCCACAGACACCUUGGAUUCACCUAGGCCUGGACCAGCGAGGUUUAUCUUCGAUGUACCUAUACCAGAACCUCAUCAAAAUCACAAGAAACCUGAAAAGCCCCGUAAUAAAACUCAAGUAAGCCAACCGAAUCCCGACCUAGCAGCGCCCUCUACGUCAAUGCAAUAUGACAAAAUAGAACCACCAAAAAGUCCAAAAGUUACACAAACAAAAUACGAAACGCACUUCAAUUUUGAACCCGAGGCUGUAAGGAGAGGAAGUGAGCCCAGGGUCAAGAAAGACAAGGAAUAUUAUAAGGAUGAAGUGGCGAGGCUGCGGAAACAACUAGAGGGGACAGAAGUCUUUACCAGAAGGAGAUCAACCCACCAGCAUUCCGUUCCACCAGCAUCUUCAAGACGACAAUCUACUGCAGCUCAAGUCCACGUUACGGCAAAUCCUUUAGACUCAGCAUCUUCUAUGCCGGCUGGUCGUACCACCAUCGUAGUGCAGCAGCCUUCCCUCUCCCUAGACUACGGUGGAUGUUCGACCAUCCUCAUCAGAGACGGAGAAGAUGCUAGACGGAACAGCAGGGCCUGUGAUCACAUCCAGCAGUUGUUAGACGUUACCAGUCAGUUCACUUCGGAAGAUUUGCACGAGUUUGAUAAAAGGUAUGGCAGUCCACACCACUCAAGAUCCCAGUCAGUCAAAGCAGCCAGGUCACGCACUGGCGAAAGACAACUCCUUGGGCUGCCACAACAGAGGGCCAGGGUUGCAUCUAUGCCAAACACUGGUGUCGAAGAGGAAUACUAUCGGUUACGACAUUUUAGUAUUACAGGUAAGGGAGUGGUGAAUCGUGGAGACUCUCUGCGAUCCAGAAGGUCCAGGUCGAACACAUCGGUAGCAUCCAGCGCCUCCAGUACGGAAGCUGUAACCAGAGCUUCUGCUCCUUGUUCGCUGGCAUCUUCCAGGGACUCGUCUGCUGGUCUCAGUUCAUAUCGAGUGGUGGUGGUGGGCGGGCCGGGCGUAGGAAAAUCAAGCCUUGUGGGACAGUUCAUGACCUCGGAGUAUUUACACGCCUACGACACUAGUAUAGAUGACGAGUCAGGCGAGAAGUCAGUAUGUGUGCUACUAGCGGGAGAAGAGUCGGAGAUCACAUUCUUGGACUCACCACCAGACAAUCUUAUUUCUGAGGGCUGCGCACAUGGCUACUGCGUAGUCUAUUCGACUGCGGAUCGAGCUAGCUUUGCUGAAGCGGAACGGCGUCUUCAGGUGUUAUGGGCGGCGGGACAUACGGCACGCCGGGCUGUGAUACUAGUCGGGAAUAAGGCGGACCUGGCGCGCUCGCGGGCUGUGCCCACGGACGAGGGCAAAACUCUAGCUACGUCAUACGAGUGCAAGUUCAUAGAGACAUCUGUGGGCAUCAACCACAAUGUGGACGAGUUACUGGUGGGUCUGCUCACUCAGAUCCGUUUGAAACAGCAACACGCUGAACGUGUCAGAAAGCGAAGCAGUUCCCGCAAGAAUAGGAGCCGCGCUCGCUCCCCUCUUGAAGAUGUUGCUGCCCCCGCCGCUGCUCCCUCGUCCGCUUCCAGCACGCCACGGAAACGAACUCGCCUCUCUGCUAGUGUUAAGGUCCGUGGUCUCCUUGGUCGUGUAUGGGCGCGCGACUCAAAAUCAAAAUCAUGCGAGAAUCUCCACGUACUCUAG